AUGAACGCAUUCUUACAUGGUACCAUUGAUGAGAUGAUCUACAUGAAACAACCAAAAGGAUUUGAAGACGACCAUCAUCCGCACCAUGUCUGUAAACUCAAGAAAGCUAUUUAUGGACUCAAACAAGCUCCUCGGCAAUGGUUCCAAACCUUUUCAACAUUUCUCCACACUCUUGGGUUCUCUCCGGGCAUAGCUGACUCGUCCCUAUUUAUCCUUACAAUGGGAAACAGUCAUCUAUAUCUUGUUAUAUAUGUAGAUGAUAUACUACUAACUGGCAAUGAUUCCACUUUGAUUACAAAUGUUAUUUCUCAGCUAAACAAUAAAUUCAACAUGAAAAAUCUGGGGAUGGCAAGCAGCUUUCUCGGUAUUACCAUCAGCUCGAUGAACAAAAGAUAUAUGCUAUCCCAACAGCACUAUGCCGCUUCAAUCCUUAAACUAGCAUGUAUGACCAACUGUAAGGCCCUAGCUAAUCCUUCGUGCGCCAGGCUUCCGGAUCCCAAUAUCAAAGACGCCUUACCAUUCGACUCCAAGCUUUACAGACAUAUCACUGGUUCUCUGCAGUACCUUGUCAUAACUAGACCGGAUAUAUCAUUUAUGGGCAAACCGGAACUACACUCUUACUCGAACGCUGAUCGGGCUGGAGACAAAGAAACACGUCGAUCUACUUCUGGCUACUGUACAUUCUUCGGCAACACACUCAUCUCCUGGAGUGUCAAAAAGCAGCACACUGUCGCUCGCUCUUCAACAGAAGUUGAAUACCGGUCUCUCGCUACAGCUCUCGCCAACAUACUAUGGCUCUGCCAGCUCUUACUUGAUUUCCAUAUUCAACUACAGUCUCCCACAGUCUACAUUGCGAUAGUACGUCAGCGAUUGCACUGA
This is a messenger RNA of Dendrobium catenatum, 879 nucleotides long. Its product is annotated as retrovirus-related Pol polyprotein from transposon RE2. The coding region runs from base 1 to 879 and encodes 292 amino acids. The transcript is spliced from 2 exons. Lineage: Eukaryota; Viridiplantae; Streptophyta; Magnoliopsida; Asparagales; Orchidaceae. The record is from RefSeq and is a predicted model, not a curated record.